This is a messenger RNA of Temnothorax curvispinosus, 2453 nucleotides long. RefSeq lists its product as uncharacterized. NCBI's taxonomy places the organism in Eukaryota, Metazoa, Arthropoda, Insecta, Hymenoptera, Formicidae. The record is from RefSeq and is a predicted model, not a curated record. Gene Ontology annotation, molecular function: transcription regulator activity. Gene Ontology annotation, cellular component: nucleus. The transcript is spliced from 3 exons. The coding region runs from base 872 to 1870 and encodes 332 amino acids.
CGGAUGCAUGUAAGCGACGUUUGUCGUCGCGCUGUCCACCUUUCUCUAUUUCUUUCUCUUUCUCUUUUUUCCUCCAUCACUCCUCUCUGUCUCUCUCUCUCUCUCUCUGGUUCUCCCGCUACUUAUUCUCUGUCAUUCAACUCUCGCGGACGCUGCGUCCCUCUUUCUCUCGAACUCUUAUUCUCUCUCUCUCCCCCCUCUCCUCCCCCUCUCUCGCCCUCACCUUUUGUUCUCUCUGUUCUUUGGAUAUAUGUAAACGUAAUCGCGUCUCUCAUGUGCUGCCUUGGACAGCAUUGACGAGCGAAUGCGCCGUAAGCGCGUAAACGGAAGCAAACGAGUCCUAGAAGGACCUGGACGUGAGUUGAUCUUUCGGGCAUGAGUCGAUUUGGGAUAAUAAAAAGUCCAGCGUAUGUCGAUAUAUAGCGCAGGGUUGGGAAGCAGCUGAGAACCGAUAAGAAAACCCGGUGUAAACAGAGGAGAGUGAGGCCAUUUUUCGAGAGAAAGGGAGACAGAAAGAGUGGGAAGCGAGAAAGGGAAACACGCGAUCGAGCAGUACUCCCUCGCGCCAAAAGAGAUUCACUCGCGUGAUAUUAACUUCUCUCGCUGGGGAAAGUCGUCGCGAGUAGCAUUCCUGGCUCGCUGAGAUUUUCCUCUCGCCGCGCCGCGCCGCGCCGCGCGCCGCGCCGAUCUUCGUCCGAUCGAUGUCGUGCGCGAUUCGCGACGAUCGACAAGUUUGAACUCGACGAAAUUGGAUGACAACCGAAUCGGAGUGACUAAAAGGUGAAAAAGACAGUGGACAGGGGACGCCGUGGAGCAACAAUAUCGGUACUAGACGGUGAGAAGAGAAGAACGAAGAAGAACGCUCAACAGAAUGCUCGACUUCGAACAACAGGCCAAUCAGACACAGGCACUGGCCUCGCUCGAUGACGACUGGCACCUGCUCGAGGAUUCUAAAAUGAGAUUGGAAGAGGAUCUGGUGAUCCGCAGGAGCCGACCCACAAUGAUCUCCGCCAAAUAUCGCGCCCGCGAGGAACGCCGCCGUCUGCUCAAGAUUUCUGCCGGCAAGCUGAGGAGAAUCGAGGACCCCGAAGCGAGCCUGUGCCGAUCGGUUCUCAUAAAUAACGCGGUACGACGGUUGCAGCGUGAAAAUCGAGACGAGAAAACACGGAGUUACGGUACCCUCCCAGUGGUGGCAUCGUACAUGGACGACGCCAGCAAGGAGAAUAACAUCGCCGGGAGCCUCAUUGCCGACGUAACGGAUGAGGAAACCUCCUCUAAGAAAAGGUUGGCCGACGAUUCGAGAAACGACGGACUCAAUUCCAAGCGGCAUAGACACGAUGACUUGGACUUGCAGGACGACGUAUUCAGUGACUUCUACAUCUUGCCGCCGACGCCACGUUUGCUCUCGCACAUCGAUGAGAUUCAGCCAGAAUCAGCAUCGCAUCACAACGGCAAUCACCAUCUGGACUUCCCGGAGGACCGCCUGAGCAGUGGCGUGGCUGACGUGCGGUCGAACGGCACGAUCAUCAGCACGAGCACCUCCGCAAUGACUAACGGCAACGGCGUCGAUAGCACGAGCUGCCAUUCCAUGCUCUUCCCCGUCGUCGGAGACCUCGACGACGCGAGCGUGCAACUCUCGAGAUCGGGAACCGAUAUGAUGGAAGUGACCGACGUCGAUCCCGAUCGGCUUUGCGACUUUUCCAGAUUCGCCGACUCGGCAAAGACGCUGGAGGAACGACUGGCCGAGCUGCAAUCCUUGGACGAGCAUUUUGAUCUCACCAAGUUCGAGCGCAACAACAACCAGAGUUGCGGCCGCGCCUUCCAUGACAUACAGACCUUCCACAGUCUGGUGCCGGGCCUGGAAACCUAGACGGCGAUAUCGUGUCUCGAGCCAACGGUGUUACGGGACGCCAAUGGCGACGGUGAUGCCGACUUUGCGGCACACAGAAUCGCCUUGACGAGGAGUCGAGCGUGUGAACCCAUCGUUCGCCUUAUCCUCGUAGCUUAUCCACAUGCGUCCGUAGAUGAAAACCGCGUGCGUCGAACGAUGCCGAUGCGUAAAGUACUAUGAAACAUUUCUUACCGUGGGCAAACAAAACAGAUGGGCAAAAUUUUCUAUCUUGGAUAGCGUGCUAUUUAUCUAUUAACAUUAGACUCGCGACAUAAGUUUUAAAACAACUUGCAAAAAGAAUUUAGAGAUAUCCACAUUUUACUUUAAACGGUUGAACUACAAAACGUUACAUUUUGACGACAAAAAGUUACAUUUCAAAGUGGGACGAAAAUAACAUAUCUGCCGUCCUAAUGCUCAUGAGAUUUAAAAAUGCAGUCGAUUCGUUAUUAACAUCCUUAAUUCAACGUCGGAAUUGUAAUUGAAAGUUUCAGCUUCAUUUUUUACUUUAAAGAUUCAAAUUUGUAUAUUUAGUUACUACGUGGAUUUUUUUUGUAGUAAAUAU